Molecule: messenger RNA, 828 nt
Organism: Hibiscus syriacus
Lineage: Eukaryota; Viridiplantae; Streptophyta; Magnoliopsida; Malvales; Malvaceae
Product: 22.0 kDa class IV heat shock protein-like
Exons: 1
Coding region: 118-672 (184 amino acids)
Biological process (GO): protein complex oligomerization; response to heat; protein folding
Source: RefSeq, a predicted model, not a curated record
GAUCCAUGCAAUAGAAAUCAACAAGAUACUCUGUUCUGUCGUCUUUUAAGUCGCUGGUGGAGUUCCAAACUUGCAUUUCAAGAAAAUUAACCAACUCUCAUUCUGUACAUAUACACAAUGAGGCUCUUGCUGUUGCUUUUAGUGUGUUACAUUGGCCUAUGCAAUGGGUCAAGUUUGCUGCAAUUCAUGGACAACCAAUACCCCGGCGGUGGCAGUCUCUUGUUCCCCGAUCCGUUCCGAGUGUUGGAGCAAAUCCCGCUUGCCCUCGAGAAGGACGAGAGCGUUGCAUUGUCGCCGGCGAGGGUUGAUUGGAAGGAGAGGCCGGAGGGGCAUACGAUAACGGUGGAUGUGCCGGGGUUGAAGAAGGAAGAGCUGAAGAUCGAGGUGGAAGAGAACCGAGUGCUGAGGGUGAGUGGAGAGAGGAAGAGGGAGGAAGAAAAGAAGGGCGACCAUUGGCAUCGGGUUGAACGCUCUUACGGCAAGUUUUGGAGACAGUUUAAGCUGCCUGAGAGUGUGGAUUUGGACGGUGUGAAGGCUAAGCUUGAAGAUGGGGUGCUUACUUUGUCUUUGCCCAAGUUGUCUCCCGACAAGAUUAAGGGUCCCAGGGUUGUCGACAUUGCCGGGGGAGGAGCACCCCAACUCAAGGCUGAUGAUGCCAAGCAGGAGCUUUAGACUUUUCUGAGCAUUUCCCAGGCUGCUUAAGUUGAUGAAUGUAAGAGGAAAAAGAUCUUUAUAAAUAAAAUAAUUGUAAUGGAAUGGAAUGCAAUGUGAGAGACUAAAAUUUGAGUUUCGUAAUGUAAUUAUGAGCGGUGGUGUCUUUUAUAGUUA